Clunio marinus is the source of this 660-nucleotide messenger RNA. NCBI's taxonomy places the organism in Eukaryota, Metazoa, Arthropoda, Insecta, Diptera, Chironomidae. The record is from the annotation of a GenBank genome assembly.
AUGAAAAUCAUUUUGAUGUUAGUUUUUUCAUUAUUGGCUUUAGAGACUACCAUGGAAGCUGAAAAACGAAGGAGGCAAUUGAAGAUCAUUACUUUAAUUCUUCUAUUGGGCAAAAAUGUUAUCACAUUAGAAAAAAUUGAGUUCUCACAAAAUAAAUCUUUCCUCGAGCUGCAAUAUCUACUCGAAGAAUAUGGAAAUAGUAACUACCGGUUGAACUUCAAUGUCACCAGCUUUGUAAGACUCGAUAAUUUUUUCAUACAAUAUUCUGUGAAUGUUCCAAAUAGUAAAGGAAAAUAUGAGCCAUUCUUUGGAAAAGGUGUUAGUGAUUUAUGUAAAUUUUUAAGCAAUCGGAAAGGGAAUAUAUUAAUUCGUUCACUUUAUGAUAAAAUGAAAGGCGAUAAAAGAAUUCCAACAUCUUGUCCAAUUGAACCAGCAUUUUACUAUGUCAACAACAUGUUAUUCGAUGGAAAGAACAUGUUUUCUGAACAAGUUCGAGAUGUCAGAGUUAUGAUAGCAUUGGACUUUGGCACGAAAAUAAAAGGCAAAAUGAAUUAUUUUGUUAGUUUAAAAGUUUAUAAUGGAUACAAAGAUCGAUUAAAAUAUGAGAAAGAAAACCUCGGCAACAAAACUGAAGUAAAGUUUUCCAGUUCUUACAAUUAA